Molecule: messenger RNA, 1041 nt
Organism: Mustela erminea (ermine)
Lineage: Eukaryota; Metazoa; Chordata; Mammalia; Carnivora; Mustelidae
Gene: TSLP
Product: thymic stromal lymphopoietin
Exons: 5
Coding region: 11-448 (145 amino acids)
Molecular function (GO): cytokine activity
Source: RefSeq, a predicted model, not a curated record
GGUGCACGGCAUGUUUUUUUUCAGGAAGAUCUUCAUCUUGCAACUAGUAGGGCUGGUGCUAUCCUACAAUUUCACUGACUGUGACUUUGAAAAGAUUAGAAAGAAAUAUCAGGAAGUCAUUUAUCAAGCCCUGGAGAAAUAUAUGAAUGGGAUCAAAAGUACCGAAUUUAACAAUCCCAUCUACUGUGAAGACCCGCCGGAUUGCCUUACUAAAAUCGAGCGCAUUACCUUCUAUCCCACCCACGGCUGCACGUCUCUCGCCAAGGAAAUCUUUGCGAUAGGAACUAAUGCUACGCUCACUCUCCAGUGCCCAGGCUACUCCGGAAUGCAAACAUAUAAUACCCAGGCAAAGAAGAAAAGGAAGAAAAGAGAAGUCACAACGUAUAAAUGCCGGGAACAAGUUGCAUACUUAAUGGGACUGUGGCGUCGUUUCAGUCGCAUUUCUUAGAAACAAAAUACACCUUCCUUAAGGCUGUAUUUCAUAGCAACAAAAUAAAUCAUCUUUAUUAGGUAGAUGUAAUGUUAACUCUAACUGUGACAUUUAGAAGACCACUGAUAGUUAUUUUUUAAUUAUGGUAGGGUUCCUUAACUUAUUUUUGUAAGCUGUUGUUUGAUGUGGGCAGGGGAAAUACUAUCCCUCAAAUGGAGAGGGAUGUAGCAGAGAUGCCUGAGCCACUGGCUGUGUGAGGUGAUUUUUGGCUGCACCUACAUAAGCCUUACUUCCAGGGAAGUAUCUAAACACAACGUAGAAGGGGAAAGGAGAAAGUUAAGGCAAGAGAAGCUUGAACUCAACAGCAUGGAAAACAUCUGUUUAAAAGGCAAGAAUUUCUUCUACAUGUACUGAUAAUUCUUAUGUUCUCAUACCAAAAACAUACAAAAGAAGAAAAUAAAAGCAAAAAGAGGUGCACAAAAAGUUGUACAUCUAAUGAUGUACAAUGAAGCAAUUUGAAAGAAUUUCCAAGCAAAAUUUGUAGAAGUAUUGUAAAUCAAGUUUUAAAAAUUAUCUGACAAGUUUUAUAUAUAUACAUAUAUAUGCAAGUA